Lactuca sativa (garden lettuce) is the source of this 606-nucleotide messenger RNA. Its product is annotated as protein CYSTEINE-RICH TRANSMEMBRANE MODULE 4. Gene Ontology annotation, cellular component: plasma membrane. NCBI's taxonomy places the organism in Eukaryota, Viridiplantae, Streptophyta, Magnoliopsida, Asterales, Asteraceae. The record is from RefSeq and is a predicted model, not a curated record.
AGUUAUCCGCCGACCAUAUAAACGGAAUACCUUCCUCUCCGAAUUCAUCGCCCGCUUUCUCUAUAUAUACACACAAAACCCUUUUUCAAACUUCAUCAUCACAUUCAGCAACACCUCCUUAAACUACCACAAAUCAAACCACCUUUCUCCGAUCUUCAAUCAUAAUCACUUGGAUUUUAAAUUCUAAUCGUUAGAAGCAGAAUCAUGAGCCACUUCGAUCAAAACGAGAUUCCUGUUGCCUAUCCUCCUGCACCACAAGGAGCAUCGUACGUGAUGGCACCACCGCCGGUAGGGUAUCCGACGAAAGACGGCGGCGCUACCAAAUCGGAAAAUCAGGUUCCCGUUCAAACUCAGAGCAGAGGAGAUGGCUUCUGGAAAGGAUGUUGUGCUGCACUUUGUUGCUGUUGCGUGUUGGAUGCUUGUUUCUAGAGAAGUAAAGAUGAUGUUGAUGAUUUUUGACGAGUGAUGAUUUUUUUAGAUAUUUGUUUGUUAAUAAUAAUAUCAGUUGAAUAAUAAAAUCCAUAUAUUAUAGUAGAUGAUAUGUGUAAUAGUUUUUUUUUCUUUUUUUUAUAUGUAUACAGAAUACAGAUUGAUCAUUUUCCUUUA